Messenger RNA from Soboliphyme baturini, 429 nucleotides. The record is from the annotation of a GenBank genome assembly. NCBI's taxonomy places the organism in Eukaryota, Metazoa, Nematoda, Enoplea, Dioctophymatida, Soboliphymatidae.
CUGCAGAGGCUGAGUAAGUUUCCUCCGAUUGACCAUAUGCUACCCGAAGAAAUGCAGGAGUACUUAGAAGACCCCCAAAAGAAAGAAACGGCGAUCCUGGCGAUUCGUUAUGGUGACCCUGUCGAACAGUACUUGACCCUGGGUUACAAACGCGUUUUCUUGAUGAAAGAAGAUCAAGGCGAGUUCAACUCAAAGUUCCAGAGCGGCCUACUCGAGGCUGCCGCCGAAUGCUGCGGAUUGAAGCGGGUUGACCUGCCGCGUGGAAGUCAGAAAAGAUCUUCUUGGUGGACACGAGAGGUACAACUGGCAGCUAAAGAGAAGAAGGUUGCAUUCAAGAAAUAUGUUGGAAACAAAGAGCCUGAAACUCGCAUGCGACAUGGAGAACGGCAUAAAGACGGCAGUGAAAGUAGUGGCGAAAGCCAAAGCUGA